CCUGUAAACAACAACAGUUUGGAUGGUAGGGGAGAGUAGAGGAUAGCAGUUUGUUCCAAAAUCAUAGGCGGCCUAAGCCAGAGACAAUUUAAUUAGUCGUGUGAAAGAAUUAAAACUUUGUCCGACAUGAGGCCAGCGCUGAGGAGAAAGGCUGUUCUCUCCGCCUUUAGUGUUAUCUUUUUUCGAUUUUCAAGCGCUACUUUUUCGCUAUCAACAAUACCAGCGAUUGCUAAAUACUUUGGAACAAAGGGUAGAUACGAGGAGGUUAAUCCAUAUUUAAUUGAUGAUAUUUUAUCCGUUAACAAGUCGCUGUCAAAGCCACCAUCUUCAGAUUGUCGUGCUAUUCACCUUACUGCUGUCAUUCGCCAUGGUACACGAUUUCCUACCUCUAAAAAUGUCAGAAAAAUUAAAAAUCUCCAUAGUCUCGUCAUAAAUGAAGCCAAGGAUACACACACGUGGUUAAGAGACAUCAAGACCAACUGGGAAAUGUGGUACACCGAGGACAUGGACGGAAAACUUGUGGAGAAGGGCAGAGAUGAUCACAGGCAUUUGGCUGUAAGAUUGGCCACAUCUUUUCCAACCUUGAUCUCUAAGGACAACUUUAAAAACAAUCGUAUUAAGUUCAUAACUAGCUCAAAACACAGAUGUGUCGACAGUGUGGAGGCUUUCCAAGAGGGCUUGCACAGACUCUGGAGUAUCAAAGACACAAGCUACAGUCAUGAGUACAAUGACAAUCUCAUGAGAUUCUUUGAUCAGUGCAAGAAAUUCAUUGAAAACGUGGAGAACAACAAAACGGCUCUUCAGGAGGUCGACCUCUUUAGUUCUUCUGAUGAGAUGAAAAAGGUUCAGAGGAGGAUUGCCGAUCGCUUGCAGAUCCCCCACAACCACAUAACCACAGAUAUGGUGGAGGCUGCUUUCUUCCUGUGUUCCUACGAGUUCUCUAUUAAGUCUUUGAAUUCCCCAUGGUGCAACCUGUUUGAUGAGGCUGACGCACAAGUGCUGGAGUAUAAAAGUGACCUGAAGCAGUACUGGAAGAGGGGAUAUGGACAUGACAUCAACCGCAAAUCCAGUUGCACUCUCUUUCAUGACCUAUUCCGACGACUUGACCAGGCUGCUUAUGACUUCAAGUUCGGCCACGUGACCGAGGCCGUGACGGUGCAGGUGGGCCACGCCGAGACCCUCCUCCCGCUCCUCUCCCUCAUGGGUUUCUUCCGUGACGAGACGCAGCUGACUGCCAGCAACUUCCGCCAGCAGCAGGGGCGCACCUUCCGCACCAGCCAGAUUGUGCCGUACGCCGCCAACAUGGUCUUUGUUCUCUACGAGUGCGGCGAAGGUCUCCGGCUGCAGUUCCUGCUGAACGAGAAGCCGAUGACUUUCCCCAGCAUCGACCAAUCAGCGCCGCUUUACCGGGAGGUCAGGGAUCACUACAGUGACCUGCUCAACGGCUGUAAUUUUGAGAAGGAAUGUGAGCUGCGCAAGAUGAACAGAAAGAACACAGAGUUGUAAUUUGGACAAGGAGGUGAAUAGUGAAGGGUGACAAAAAUGCAAAUGACAUUUUUUCACUUUUACAAGCGGUUUACUGUACAAAAAUGAAGCACUAGGUUUUGGAUGGGGUAGUCACACCAAAAAUAUGUUCCUUUGCACUUUUUCAGAGCUUUCACGAUGUUGCAGGAUUAUAUUUUAUCUUGUUGAUUCUUUGUUUUUGAUUUCACCACAUUUUCAACGUGUUAUUAUUACAUGGCUUUUAAUGUAUUUGUGUUUUUUCCUUUCCACAUAUUUUCUUGCCUUAUUUAUCUUAAAUUUAUUGUGUGGUUUGAAUCUAUGGUGUGGUGUGUGACGAGAUUUGAGUCAUCGACGUGGCGUGUGGGGUUGUCGCAUGUUUCCCAACAAUUGGGACGACGCGUCUAUGACGCCUGUUUUUGACGUACGUAAAUGUGCACGGAGGGUUAUGCCACCUGCGUUAGGCACCAUGAAGGUUUCAAAGUGCUUAAACAUUAAGUGGAGAACACCGGGUUAUAUUUCAAGAUCCAUUGCUUAUUUUUCCUGAAACUGUUUUAAGGAUCCUCACUUUUAUGCUCGAUGUUUUCUCUUUAUGUGUUGUCUUUAUCAAAAAAAGUUUUCCUCCCUAUUAGAAAAUAACUUCAGAAACAGGUCAAUCAGGUCUUAAUUACAUUCAUGCCUCUGUGUAUUCAGGUUCUGUUUGCAUUUGGCCCUUGGUGCUAACAUGGUGAUGACUUGAACGCUCCAAAGUUUUUUUUUGUACUUUUCAGUUUUAGUCUUCUGACAAGAUGUUUCCACUGAUAAUGGGACCUUUUGAUUUCUUUAUUAUUUGUAUGUCUGUCAUGCACUGUCACAACUUUGAAUUUCAAACUUAGAAAGUCUUACCAAGACUUGGAUGUGUUAAAAGUAUGGCACUCAAAGAACCACUUGGGUUGUAACUGACAGUGAACGGUUUUUCGUUU
Sardina pilchardus (European sardine) is the source of this 2462-nucleotide messenger RNA. RefSeq names its product multiple inositol-polyphosphate phosphatase 1b (gene minpp1b). The record is from RefSeq and is a predicted model, not a curated record. Gene Ontology annotation, molecular function: inositol phosphate phosphatase activity; acid phosphatase activity. NCBI's taxonomy places the organism in Eukaryota, Metazoa, Chordata, Actinopteri, Clupeiformes, Clupeidae. The coding region runs from base 127 to 1506 and encodes 459 amino acids. The transcript is spliced from 5 exons.